UUGUUGUUCGAAGUAUUGAUCGAGUUGGUGAAGAUGAUUCCGAACGAGAUUUUCGCUGAAGAUCUGAUGAGUACUGUCAUCAGGUAUGGUCUUUAUAUCGGAGCGGCUUUCCAGCUGGUGUGCCUGCUCGCCUGCGUGACCCUCACCGACGAGCAGAGCGAACCACAUCCCUAUGAAAAGAGUUACACGGACAGUGAUGAGUGCAGCUCGGAGCAGUCAUCACCAGGUCACCGCGCCACUAUGUCAAGAGCGCGGAGACAUGACAAGAAGAAACGUCGCUAGCUCAGAUCAAAAUGAUGAAGAUGAACUCAUGUUAUGUGAAGUGUAUUUUGUGACUUUGACACUCAUCGGGCUUUAUUUUUGUUUUGAUGACAACUUAUAUUCCAGUGUUGGGGAACAAUCUCUCCUAGAAGUAAUCUUUGAAGUUGUUUUCACCCUUAUAUCCACGAUUCAACGCCGUAGCUACCUUAUGCAUGGAAUAUAAGGUACGCCAGAGACACCAUAAUUACUUGCCUAUAUUCUAAGACAAACAAUGUAGUAUACCAGUUUAACCCAGGAUAUGUUGUAGUAUUGAAGACAAUGGAAGGCUCAAUACCUUUUCUGAAAUAGAAUAUAUGGACUAGGUUUGUAUUAUAGGAUUUUACGUUUAACUAUCAAGUUGGUUUUCAAUAUAACAUGUAAACCCAGGUUAGGAAUAUGUUUGUACACAUCUGUAGAGUUACGCUUCCACAUUUAUAUGGUGUAUGGGUCAGGAGAUAAAUUGUAGCUGACUUGUUAUUGGAAAGCUAUAAUGUGGAUCUUUACAAAGCGAAACUUAAUAAGCAUUAUUAUAGGUGUGCAUGCUCCAUAUCGGCGACCUCAUUGUUCAGGAGAUGUGGAGGUAUUUAAACUCUGCAGCCACAUGUACAAGACUCAGAUCUGGCAGUGGUAAAUAUGAGUGGAUGAUAAUGAUCUCUCACACAACUGAUAUUUGAAGUAAAAAUAGUUUACACUUUUAUUUAAAGUAUUUUUAAAAAGAUUGUGUUGAAAACUUUAGUUCGUAACGAAUGCCACGAUUUUCAAGGGAAAAUAUUCUAUUUGUAAUUUUUGAAGACCUUGUCUAGACGCUAUUUGCAGGGUAAAAAUAUCUUUUUAAUUUAUAAGGUCCAACUUUGAUCUCUGAUUUUUUUUUACUGACAACUGAGCAGUUGCAUAGAGCAGUCUGUAUCUCAGGUGUAAAUCCAUUUACAUGUACAGAGUCAAGAGCACGUCAAGCUAGACACUUAAGAGUCAAUUCUAUGCCCCGUACCAUAAGGUGGUUCAAAGUCAAGCUUGAUCAUGCCCUUACUGUACAUAAUGAUAUUUGUCCAAGCUUCGGAGUUAUAGCAGUUUUACGGUAACAAGAGGCUAUCAUUCAGUAGCUUGAUACAAGAAUUGUUAUGGCACUUGUACAGUCAAGAGCACAUC
Molecule: messenger RNA, 1446 nt
Organism: Hyposmocoma kahamanoa
Lineage: Eukaryota; Metazoa; Arthropoda; Insecta; Lepidoptera; Cosmopterigidae
Product: protein anon-73B1
Exons: 2
Coding region: 34-282 (82 amino acids)
Cellular component (GO): membrane
Source: RefSeq, a predicted model, not a curated record